Molecule: messenger RNA, 1991 nt
Organism: Rubroshorea leprosula
Lineage: Eukaryota; Viridiplantae; Streptophyta; Magnoliopsida; Malvales; Dipterocarpaceae
Source: the annotation of a GenBank genome assembly
CAGAACUUCACCACCAUGGACCUCUCCUCUCAAUAUCUACACCUCUGACGCCUCUACAAGCUUUCUGCAGCUUUGAAUGGCUGCUCCAGCUUCCCCCACCUCCCCAUUUCUGCCAAAGAAACUCCUCCUUUUCCUCAACAUAUCCUUUCUCUGCCUCCUCUCUUUUUUCCUCCUAAGUUAUGAUUUUCUUGGUCAAUCCAGUAUUGACCGGACCAUCAUUGGUGGCCACUCUUUGAUUCUUCAGGAGAGCAACAGCCAUGACUGCGCCGGCCUUCAUGACUACUCUGGUUAUAAAGCCAAGUGCUUGUAUGUUAGGUCAGAGAUUGGUUGCAGGCCAAAAGGGUACAUAAACUAUCUGGAAAUCUUUUACUGCAAUUUUGGCCAAUUUCCUGUACUGGGCUAUAUUGUUCUUCUUCUUUGGCUUCUUGUUCUCUUCUAUGUAUUGGGUGAUACAGCUGCUAAUUACUUCUGUACUUCCUUAGAGAGCUUGUCCAAAAUCUUGAAGCUCUCCCCGGCUAUAGCUGGAGUCACUCUCCUUUCACUAGGGAAUGGAGCUUCUGAUGUUUUUGCCAGUAUUGUUUCCUUCACAAGAUCUAAUAAUGGAGGUGUUGGCCUAAACAGUGUAUUGGGUGGAGCCUUUUUUAUAUCUAGUGUUGUAGUUGGUGUCAUAAGCAUACUGAUUAGUCCUCAUCAGAUCUCAGUUGACAAGCCUUGCUUCAUUAGAGAUGUCCUCUUCUUCCUCUUUUCACUCUCUUCACUUCUCUUGAUCAUUUUUAUUGGAGAGAUUACUUUGUGGGGUGCUCUUUCUUUUGUUUCUAUUUACUUUCUGUAUGUUUCUGUGGUUUCUGCCUCAUAUCUGUUCAACAGAAAGAGAGAGAGGAAAUUAAACCUCUCUGUCUCAAACACCCUGUCUGUGCUUGGCCAGGAUGCAAUGGGGGAGAUGAUGAGUGUCCCAUUACUGGGUUGUGUAGAUGAUGUAAAGCCUGUUUUGAUGGAGAAAAACAGCACUGAAGAAAAUCAAGAGCGAGGCACAAAACUUUUCAAUCUUGAUUCUUCAACACUUUAUUACUUGGGUAAGCUUUUGGAGCUACCUCUAUACUUGCCCAGGAGAUUGACCAUACCAGUCGUCAGUGAGGAGAGAUGGUCCAAGGCAUAUGCAGUGGUUUCAGUGACAUUGGCACCACUUUUCUUUGCAGAAAUCUGUAACUCUCAGAGGGAGAAGACCAUGCAGUCCGAGAGCAGCCUUGUGACCUUCAUGAUUGCAGGAUUUGUAGGGAUGGUUCUAGGUAAUCUUGCAUUUGUGACCACCAAGAAGUCUAGUCCUCCAAAGAAAUGCCUGUUGCCUUGGCUUGUUGGAGGAUUCCUGAUGAGUGUAUCUUGGACAUAUGUAACUGCAGAGGAAUUGGUGUCUUUACUGGUUUCAAUUGGGAAUAUACUUGGGAUAAGCCCUUCGGUUUUAGGACUCACAGUCCUUGCUUGGGGCAACUCCCUUGGAGACUUGAUUGGUAAUGCUGCCAUUGCAAUGAACGGUGGGGCAGAUGGGACCCAGAUGGCCAUAUCUGGGUGCUACGCUGGUCCAAUGUUCAACACCCUGGUGGGACUAGGCGUGUCACUUGUUUGUUCGUCCUGGCUUGAAUACCCUUCUCCUUUUGUGAUUCCCAAAGACCAUUCCCUUUAUGAAACCCUGGGGUUUCUUAUGGCAGGUCUGCUAUGGGCACUUGUGAUAUUGCCAAGGAAGAACAUGAGGUUGGAAAAGUGCCUAGGGGGAGGACUUCUGACCAUAUACCUUUGUUUUCUAUUUCUAAGACUGGCUAGGGCUCUUGGUCUGCUCGAAAUUUAUCAUGGCUCCUUGUUCACUGGAAUAUUUUUGUAGACUCUUGUUAUAAUAUACAUAAUUUUGUAAAUAAAUUAUUAUAAUCAUCAAUAUGUAUAUUUCAAUUGUUCUUAGUUAUAAUUAGGUCUGAUGGCCAGAAUAAGAGUUCAAUUGUAAG